AGUCAAGUGACAACUAUCUAGCUGAUUGAAUCAUUCGUGAAAAUAUUUUUCAUAUUUUUAUUAUUUUAUUCAAUAAAAUUAUAAUAUUAUUUUCACGUCAAAUUCAAUAAAUAUAUAUUCAUAAUUUUAAUUUAAAUUUGUUACAAAUUAUUUGUGUAUUUAGUUUUUUAAUUUAGAUUUUUAAUAAAAUUAUUUUCUAGAAGUAAACCUUGACCUGUAAAUGCGUCAUGAGUCAUAGAAGAUUAUUACAUUGAAAAUAUAUUUUUAUGAUAAUUUAUUUCUGUGAUAAAUAAUACUAAUAGUAAACAAGUGCCAUGAUGAAGUCAAUAUGUUUUAUUUUGUUAAUGCCAAGUGUAUUAUCAUCAUCAUAUAAACCUGGUGAUGCUUAUUAUAAAAAAGAAAAAUUACCAACAAUUUCUUCCUGGGCAUCACUUGAUUAUGCAUUUUCAAAUUCACGUGAACGACUAGAGUCAAUAAUUCGAGGUGAUUUUAUUCCUGGUGUUGCUGUUCCACUUGACAUGGAUGUAAUAAAAAUAUUUGAAGAAAGAAAAAUAUUUAUUACGAUACCACGAUUUCAAAAAGGUGUACCAGCAACUCUUGGAUAUUUUACAAGUAAAGAUUCUAAUCCACCAGCUAUAAAACCAUUUCCAAAUUGGCAAAUGAAUAAGCUUGGCAAUUGUCAAGGAAUGACAAACAUUUAUCGUAUUAAAAUUGAUGAGUGUGGAAGACUGUGGGUUUUGGACACUGGAAAAUUUGAAGGCAAGCGAAUUUGUCAAGCUCAAUUAUUAAUUUUUAAUCCAAGAUCUGGUGAACUUUUUCAUCGAUAUAGAUUUCCAGAAAGUCAAUUAACUAAUACAUCAAAUUUUGUAAAUUUAAUUGUUGAUAUUCGUGAUCCACAAGGACAAUGUAAAGAUACAUUUGUUUAUAUAACAGAUGUAGAUGCAUUUCAGCUAAUUGUUUAUGACCAUGCCAAUCAUAGAUCGUGGAAUAUUCGAAAUAACUUAUUUUAUCCUUAUCCACCAUUCGGAACACUAACAAUUAAUGGAUUGAGUUUUGAUUUAAUGGAUGGUAUUUUUACUGGGGCAUUGAGUCCAAUUAAAAAUGGUGAUAGAAUUUUGUAUUUUCAUUCACUUGCUAGUAAUGUUGAAAGCUACGUUUCUACGUCUAUUUUAAGAAAUUACAAUCUAUUCAAAGAUAAUCCAAAUGCAGCUGCAAGAGAAUUUAAAUCAUUUACUAAAACAAGAAUAGCACAAGCUUCAGCUCAAGUCAUGAACAAAAAUGGUGUAUUAUUUUAUGGACUAGUUCCAGAAGUUGCAAUUGGUUGCUGGAAUAGUAGAGACUAUCCAGAGUAUGGUGGUAAUAAUCUCGAAGUUCUUGUUGCUAAUAAAGAUACAUUACAAUUUGCAUCAGGCAUGAAGAUCAUACCAUCUUCAAGUGGUGAAGAUGAAUUGUGGGCGAUGACAAUGUCAUUACAAAAAGUCUGGACAAGUACCAUCAAUCCAAACGAAACAAAUUUUAGAAUUCAAGUAGCUUAUAUCGAUGAAUUAGUUAGAGGAACUAAAUGUGAUGUCACAUCACAUCGUAUCAAUCUUUAAUAAAUAUAUUUUACUGUAAUAUUAUUUUACAAAAAAAAAUAUUAAUCAAUGAAAUGAAUAUUAAACAAGUAAUAAAUAAAAUUAAAAUACAAAUAUGAAAACUAAUAAUAACAAUAAGUCUAUAAAUAUAAAUCAAUGCUAAAAAAUAAAAUAUGUCUUGUUACAUGAAAUAUAUUAUGAUUUAUGUGUAAAUAAAAACAGUGUAUUACAGUGAUCGAUUUGAUUGUAACAAAAACAUAUCCCAGGAAAUGUAAAAGAAAAUAGCAGAAACGAAAUAAAAAAAAAAAAACAAAACAAAGGCGAAGCAAUUUGAUUCCUUGUUCGGCAUAAUACGAAGUAUAUUUGCAAGAUGUCUGUAAUAGUUGUGGUUUUCUAGUGAAUAUAACGAGCAUCUUAACAUCAUGUAUCGCAAAGUGCGUGAGUUCGAUUUAUAUACAUUCAAGCCAUACAAAUGUAGGUUAAAUUACAUGUGGCAGUAUUGCUUGUUUUUAUAGUCUAUAUUUAUUUCACAACAAACCACACACAUACAAUAAUAAUAAAAUAAAAAAUAACACAAAACUCGUCGUAAUAGAUCGAUAGAAAAAUUAAAAAAUACCGAUAGUAUUUCUUCUCAUGAGCAAGAUAAAUUUCUACGUCUAUAAUCGAUGGCCUUUUACACUACCAGUUGAUCGACAAAUUCAAGAAAAAAAAAAAUAGAUAAACAAUGACACAUGGUAUUUGAUCUAUCAACACUAUUAUCAAAAAAUAAAAUAAAUAAAUUACAAUGUGAAAUGAAAAAUAAAUAAUUUCUAUUGAAAUGAAUAUUUCGAAAAAAAUAAAUAAACUGACACAAGUAAAUAAUAUUCAAUUCAAUAGUGUGUGAAAUUUUUUAAGAUGUUGAUAAUAACUUCUGAAUAAAUAUCAGCUAGAGCCAAGUGAUUUGUCGAGGUGUGUGUUUAAAAUCACAACUUGAAUUAAAUAGCAAAUUGUAGCUUUUUUUUUCGUUACAAAUAAAUGAUAAUUAACAGGUGAAUUGUCAUCAAGUUAUAGACUAGAUAUCAAUAUAAAAUAACACAUGUAUUUAUUUAUAAAUAAUACUUAAAAAUUAAAUACUGAAAUUUACAUUGAUUGAUAGAUAA
Messenger RNA from Aphidius gifuensis, 2713 nucleotides. RefSeq names its product protein yellow-like. NCBI's taxonomy places the organism in Eukaryota, Metazoa, Arthropoda, Insecta, Hymenoptera, Braconidae. The transcript has 5 exons. Gene Ontology annotation, cellular component: extracellular region. The record is from RefSeq and is a predicted model, not a curated record. The coding region runs from base 315 to 1595 and encodes 426 amino acids.